Aureobasidium uvarum is the source of this 2361-nucleotide messenger RNA. The record is from the annotation of a GenBank genome assembly. NCBI's taxonomy places the organism in Eukaryota, Fungi, Ascomycota, Dothideomycetes, Dothideales, Saccotheciaceae.
AUGUAUACUCUGAAAUCUGGUGUUGUAGCUCUUGUCCUUCUUGGACAGGGUGUCGCUGCCCAGAAUUACCAAAAUUCCUCUUCUUCAUCAUGGGACCACUCUCUCUACACCAGCAGCCCGGCAAACACAACUGGUAUUGGUUGGGAAGAAGCUCUCCAAAAGGCCAAGCAAUGGGUUUCGCAGUUGACUCUGGAAGAGAAAGUCGGUGUGCUCACUGGAGAGCCAAACGGGCCAUGCAUUGACGGCCCUUUGGCCAUCAGACAAGCAACAUUUGCUUCGGUCUUCCCGGCGGGUGUCGCAGCUGCUUCUUCGUGGGAUCGUGAUUUGAUUCGCCAAAGAGGCGAGUAUAUGGGAACCGAGUUCAGAGGAAAGGGAUCGCAUGUAGCCUUGGGCCCUGUGGUAAGAAAGCCGACGGUCUCAGUUGGUAUUGUGCUAAUUUCUCACAGGNCUGGACCACUUGGAAGAUCAGCCGAUGCUGGCCGUGGGUGGGAGGGGUUCUCACCAGACCCAUACCUUACUGGUGUGGCCAUGGAGGAGACUAUUGAAGCUAUCCAAGAGGCUGGUGUUCAAGCUUGUGCAAAGCACUUCAUCGGCAACGAGCAGGAGACUCAGAGAAAUCCUGGACCUUCGCCCACAAACAAGACCAUCGAAGCUGUCUCCGCAAAUAUCGAUGACAGAACCAUGCACGAGCUUUACAUGUGGCCAUUUGCUAAUGCUGUCAAGGCUGGAGUUUCUUCCAUGAUGAACAGCAAGGCCAUCAAUGGCCUCCUCAAGGAAGAGCUCGGCUUUCAAGGAUAUGUCAUGUCUGACUGGGGGGCAACCCAUGGAGGUGUCGCUAAUGCCGAAGCUGGUAUGGAUAUGGACAUGCCUGGUACCAUCGCUUUCUUCCAAGCCGGAUCCUCUUACUGGGGACAGAAUCUUACCAACGCUGUCAACAAUGGUACCGUUCCCGAGUCGAGAAUCGACGACGCCGCCCACAGAAUCAUGACACCUUACUUCUUCUUGGGACAGGACCAGGACUACCCUUUGAUCGACCCCAGCAGUGGUGAUAUCAACAUUCUUGGAAUCAAGCCUUACCUCGACACCUUCCAGUAUGGUGAGGCAAAUGUCGAUGUUCGCGGUAAUCAUGCAGACCUCAUCAGAAAGCUGGGAUCCGCUGGUACUAUUCUUUUGAAGAACACAAAUAAUGCCUUGCCUCUUAACAAGCCCAAAAACAUUGCCGUGUUCGGUAAUGAUGCCAGUGACCCAGAAAAUGGUCUCUACUCGUUGUCUCUAGUGGGCAAUGGCGAUUAUGAAUAUGGCCAUCUUCCANGCGGCGGGUCGGGUACUGGUCGUUUGACCUAUCUGUCAACUCCUCUGGACGCUCUGAAGGCUCGUACCAAGCAGGAUGGCACUCUCUUGCAGUGGAACAUGAACAACACCGCCUUGACGGACCCUACUCCGGGAGCUGCUUUCGGCGCAAUCUUCCCUCGCCCUGACACCUGCAUCGUUCUCAUCAAGACAUGGGCUGCAGAAGGCACCGACAAGGUGAACCUGCUUCCUGACUGGCAGGGUAAUGACGUUGUGACGGCAGUUGCAAACUACUGCAACAACACCAUUGUCGUGACCCACACCUCGGGCCCUAUUGUCAUGCCCUGGGCUGAUCACCCUAAUGUCACCGCAAUCCUCGCGGCGCACUUCCCCGGAGAGCAAUCAGGUAACAGCUUGGUCGAUGUCUUGUACGGCGACUAUAACCCUAGUGGAAAACUUCCCUACACUGUCGCCUACAACGAGUCCGACUAUGCUUUCGCUCGCGUCGUCAAUUCUACCGAGUUGAAGCUCACUGAGGACCCCAAUGCCUGGCAAGCAGACUUUGAGGAAGGCCUUCUUAUUGACUACCGCCACUACGACUACUACAACCUCUCUGUGCAGUACGAAUUUGGUUAUGGGCUCUCGUACACCAAUUUCUCCAUGUCGGAAGUCAAUGUCAAGCGUCUCGCUCCCCAGAACCUGACUGCUCGCCCCGCACUUGCUAGCACUAUGCCUGGUGGCAACCCCACUCUCUACGAUACCAUCUACGAAAUCACUGUCAAGGUCAAGAACACUGGCUCGAUUGCUGGUGACGCCAUUCCCCAACUCUACCUCUCUCAGCCCGUCGAUGCCUCUUUCGGCCGCACUCCCAUUCAGGUCCUCAGAGGUUUCGACAAGGUUGCUCUCGGUGCUGGCCAGACCAGAACCGUCACUUUCCCUCUCAUGAGAAGAGAUUUGAGUUUCUGGGAUGCCAUACAGCAGCAGUGGAUCAUUCCAUCUGGUCAAUUUGGUGUUAGAGCCGGAUUCAGCAGCAGAGAUAUCCAAGUCACUUCUGGCUUCAGCGUCUUGUAG